AUGAGCGUAUUAGUGACAGGUGGACUUGGGUACAUAGGCGCUCAUAUAGUUGUAGAACUUUCUGCUCAUUUUGAGAAAAUCCAUAUUAUUGACGACUUGUCAAAUGCAAAUUUAUCAGUCUUGGAAAAUCUCAGAAAAUUGGUCCCUGAGGAAAAACUUAUUUUUCACCAAGGAGAUAUAAGAAAUCCAGAAUUCUUACUCCCCCCCCCUCCGUGAGUGAACAAAACCAUUAGAAAAAUCGCUAUUUUUUGCCCAAAAACCCACCCUCCGUGAGUGAACAAAAAUUUUUUUAAUAGAAAAAUUGUUUAUGGAAAAAAAAUUUGAUAUAUAAAUGAUAAUUAUUAUAAUGAAAUCUAGAGCUAAUUCUGUUUAAUUUUAAACGAAUUGCUUUUUUUAAAACAUAAAAUUAACCCCCCUCCGUGUGAGUGAACAAAAUUUUUUUGUUCACUCACGGAGGGGGGGGAGUUAGAAAAUGUAUUUGGGGAAUCUAUUGAUUCAGUAGUGCAUUUAGCAGCGAAAAAAGCAGUUGGAGAGAGUAUGAGCAAUCCUUUAUUGUAUUAUGACGUCAAUGUCGCUGGCACUCUUAAUUUAAUAAAAGCUAUGAGAAAUCACAGAGUGAAAAAAUUGAUUUUUUCAAGCACAGCUUGCGUAUAUAAAGAAAAAACUCUCCCACAUACAGAAGAUGAUACCCUUGAGCCUGAAAAUGUAUAUGGACAGACAAAGCUGAUCUCAGAGACUAUGAUAGGUGACUACGCAAAAAGUGAUUCAGAGUUCCAAGCUAUAAUUUUGCGCUAUUUUAAUGCUGUAGGUGCUCAUCCUUCAGGGCUGAUUGGAGAAGACCCUAGAGGAAUCCCAAAUAACCUACUUCCUUAUAUACAGCGUGUAGCAUUAGGAAGUCUGCCUCAAUUAAAUAUAUUCGGUGACGAUUAUAAUACCCCAGAUGGCACUGCGAUUAGAGAUUAUAUUCACGUCGUUGAUUUGGCUCAUGGCCAUAUUUCUGCUUUAUUAAAUUUGACACCAGGUGUAAAAAUUUAUAAUUUAGGUACAGGAAAAGGCUCCAGUGUCAAAGAAGUAGUUGAGGCUUAUGAAAAAGCGAUAAAUAGAGAAAUCAAUAAAAGAGUUGCUGAAAGAAGACCUGGAGAUGUCGAUGUUUUGUUAGCAGAUCCUAGCAAGGCUAAUAGAGAAUUAAACUGGAGAUCAGAAAAAACUCUGAGUGACAUAUGUGAAGAUGACUGGAGAUUUGCUAGAAACUCAAAGAUAGUUAUUUAA
Messenger RNA from Blepharisma stoltei, 1269 nucleotides. NCBI's taxonomy places the organism in Eukaryota, Ciliophora, Heterotrichea, Heterotrichida, Blepharismidae. The record is from the annotation of a GenBank genome assembly.